UUGUAUGAAAUCAGCAACAACAACAAUCACAUUAUAUUAAUUUCCUUCUAUUUUUCGCCGGCCAAGCACACAACAAUGGACACCUGUGCAAUCCCACGUAUAUAUAUAUUAUUAUAUAUAACUAAUUAAACGCUGAUUCACCCCUGUUUUCUUUCCAUAUCACUUUACUCUGCCAAUAUCAUCACGAUGAAUGAUCUGCUCAGUGAAUCCUUUGCGAGUGAUGCCCGAGAGCAUCCUCCAAGAGAUCAUGAUGUUCAAAUGACUUCAAGACUUCCAAGAAGUAGUUCCGACAUGGGAAUGGAAUCGUUUAACAAACAGAUACAAGAUAUCGAGAAACAAGUGGAUAAGCUUGCGAGUUUAUUGAAAAAACUUAAGGAUUCUAACGAGGAAUCAAAAUCCGUGACAAAAGCAUCUUCCAUGAAAGCUAUUAGGAAACGAAUGGAUAAAGAUGUUGAUGAAGUAGGGAAGAUUGCACGUACCGUAAAAGGGAAAAUACAAGCAAUCAAUAAAGAGAACUUAGCCAACCGACAAAAACCGGGUUGUGGGCCCGGGACUGGCGUUGACCGCUCUAGGUCAAAUAUGACAAACGCUUUGACCAAGAGGUUCCGGGACAUAAUGAUCGAAUUUCAGACCUUAAGACGAAAGAUCGAUGACGAAUACCGUGAGGUUGUUGAAAGAAGAGUCAUUACAGUUACUGGAACCCGGCCCGAUGAAGAGACUAUCAACAACCUUAUAGAAACCGGAAACAGUGAGCAAAUCUUCCAGAAUGCAAUGAAAGAAAUGGGUCGAGGACAGGUUCUAAACACGCUGGAAGAAAUUCAAGAAAGACAUGAUGCUGUUAGGGAAAUCGAAAAAAAACUUCUCGACCUACAUCAGAUAUACCUCGAUAUGGCGGUUCUUGUAGAGGCUCAAGGAGACCUAUUGGAUAACAUCGAAAGCCAGGUAACGAACACAGUCGAUCAUGUCCAAUCGGGGACAAGUGCGUUACAAACAGCAAAGAAACUACAGAUCAAAAGUCGAAAAUGCAUGUGUAUCGCAAUUGUUUUGCUGUUGGUUAUAAUAGCAAUAGUUGUGGUUGGUGUUAUUCAGCCAUGGAAGAGUGGCAAGGGAGCUUGACACUUUUUUAACACAUUUUCAGACCAGUUUGCAAUUUUUUUGUUUUGUUUUCAUUUACUUUUAUAAAUGAUGAUGUAUCAGUAUAAUUACAAAAACCACAACACUAUAUUAAUACUGGUCAUAUAA
Molecule: messenger RNA, 1242 nt
Organism: Helianthus annuus (common sunflower)
Lineage: Eukaryota; Viridiplantae; Streptophyta; Magnoliopsida; Asterales; Asteraceae
Product: syntaxin-132
Exons: 13
Coding region: 187-1116 (309 amino acids)
Biological process (GO): exocytosis; vesicle fusion; intracellular protein transport
Cellular component (GO): endomembrane system; SNARE complex; plasma membrane
Molecular function (GO): SNARE binding; SNAP receptor activity
Source: RefSeq, a predicted model, not a curated record